This is a messenger RNA of Anisakis simplex (herring worm), 289 nucleotides long. The record is from the annotation of a GenBank genome assembly. NCBI's taxonomy places the organism in Eukaryota, Metazoa, Nematoda, Chromadorea, Rhabditida, Anisakidae.
GUCGAUCCUGAUGUGCGAAAGGCUGUCUAUUGUGCUGGAAGCAGAAUGGGCUCAGCGCAAGAUUUUAAGACGAUGCAUACUCUAUUCGAAAAUCAAGCAUAUUACAAUAUGUAUUUCUAUGGAGAAUAUUUCGCGAUGCUCGAGGGCAUGGCUUGCACGAAUCGACCCGAGGAUAUCGAUAUGUAUGACGAUUGUUCUUUUGAUUCCUCAAAUUCACUCAAAUUGUCAUUUUGAGAUUCAUCAGUGCACUCCACUCACGGAACCGCCUCUGAAAACUAGCCUUUUUUAG